Molecule: messenger RNA, 993 nt
Organism: Plasmodium adleri (nom. inval.)
Lineage: Eukaryota; Apicomplexa; Aconoidasida; Haemosporida; Plasmodiidae
Product: replication factor C subunit 2, putative
Exons: 1
Coding region: 1-993 (330 amino acids)
Biological process (GO): DNA-templated DNA replication; DNA repair
Cellular component (GO): nucleus; DNA replication factor C complex
Molecular function (GO): ATP binding; DNA clamp loader activity; DNA binding
Source: RefSeq, a predicted model, not a curated record
AUGGAAAAUAUUCCGUGGGUUGAAAAGUAUCGACCAAAAAGGUUAGAUGAUAUCGUUCAUCAAAAUAAUGCUGUAAUGAUGUUAAAGGAAGUUGUGAGGACAAAGAAUAUGCCUCAUUUAAUAUUUCAUGGUCCUCCUGGUACAGGUAAAACAUCAGCAAUAAAUGCUUUGGCUCACGAAUUGUUUGGAAAGGAAAAUAUAAGUGAGAGGGUAUUAGAAUUGAACGCUUCUGAUGAUAGAGGUAUAAAUGUGGUAAGAGAAAAAAUUAAAGCAUAUACAAGAAUAAGCAUUAGUAAAAAUAAAAUCCAUAGUGAAACAAAAGAAGUAUUACCUUCAUGGAAAUUGGUUGUAUUGGAUGAAGCUGAUAUGAUGACAGAGGAUGCACAAUCAGCUUUAAGAAGAAUAAUAGAAAUAUAUUCUAAUGUAACAAGAUUUAUACUUAUAUGUAAUUAUAUACAUAAAAUAUCUGAUCCAAUUUUUAGUAGAUGUUCAUGUUAUAGGUUUCAAUCCAUACCUAUUAAUAUUAAAAAAGAAAAAUUACUUUAUAUAUGUCAAAAUGAAAAUAUUGAUAUAGUAGACGAUGCAUUAGAAAAAAUUAUUGAAACAACGGAAGGUGAUUUAAGAAGAGCAGUUUCUAUAUUACAGUUAUGUUCAUGUAUUAAUGCAAAAAUUACAUUAAAUUCAGUUUUAGAUGUAUCUGGAUUACCAUCAGAUGAUAUUGUAUAUAAAAUUAUUGAUGCUUGUAAAAUGAAAGAUUUAAAGCAUGUGGAAAAAACUGUACAAGAUAUUAUUGAAGAUGGUUUUGAUGUAGCUUAUAUUUUUAAAUCUUUUAAUAAUUAUUUUGUUAUGAAUACAGAAUAUGAAGAUUCUUUAAAAUAUCAAAUAUUAUUAGAACUUUCAAGACAUGAUUAUCGUUUACAUUGUGGUGCUACACAAUACAUACAACUUUUAAGUUUUGCUUCAUCGGUACAUUCGUUAUUAAAUAGCGUAUAA